This is a messenger RNA of Larimichthys crocea (large yellow croaker), 3127 nucleotides long. RefSeq names its product solute carrier family 22 member 13-like. The coding region runs from base 1586 to 3127 and encodes 513 amino acids. The transcript has 9 exons. The record is from RefSeq and is a predicted model, not a curated record. Gene Ontology annotation, cellular component: membrane. NCBI's taxonomy places the organism in Eukaryota, Metazoa, Chordata, Actinopteri, Sciaenidae. Gene Ontology annotation, biological process: transmembrane transport. Gene Ontology annotation, molecular function: transmembrane transporter activity.
CACGAAGAAGUUCGUAUGAUGCAGCUUUUAAGGUUGAAGGCCAUCGAUCUGGCUAUCCAGGAAGGAAAUAGAGCUGCUGCACUUAAGCUUGGCGUUAAUGAAUCCAUGGUGAGCACUUUUACUGCCGUGUUACAGGCACUGUUCGGAAACACUACAGGUCAUAUUAAGGCACUUUUGUUCAUCUUUGAGCUGCAAAUUUGCACGGUUGUAAUUCAUAUUGACACAGCUAUAGUUAUCAACUAGCUGGUGCAUUGGAUGUAUAUAUUACAUGUGUAAUAAAGCAAUGGCAACAGUGCUUAUGUGUGUGUAAUGUUUCUUUAAACUGUAAUCAGUCACUGUGAUCAUUGCUGCUCGUUACAUUUUAUUGACUAUGAUAAAACUGUAACAUAGCAACCUGUCUGAGGUCCUAAGGGCAAGCUAGUUUCUGACGACAAAUGGCUGGGGAGUUUGUGGCUUAGACUUUUCAAUGUAGAGUUCGCAUGUUCUCCAUGUGUCUGCAUGAGUAAGCUCAAAGAUCAUUGGCAGAUCAGUCGAUCAAGCUUAUAGUCUUUUCAUGAGACUAAGAGAACCUGUGGUUUGUAGAGACAUUGCAGGCAUGGGAUCAUUACUUGGGGUCGCAAGCAUGCCCAGUGUUUGUCUGAAUCUGAGUAACGUAUUCAUGGUCAUUAAUUGUGUUGGUGCUCGUUUUAUUGUUUUUUCUAUCCCAGGUUUUACGAUUGGUGGAAUGCUGACAACAUGUUCCCUACCAAGAGGCACAUUGUGCUGUGACUAAGAGCUUUGGUUGAUUAUUACCAAGAUAAAUUGUAUUGUUCUCUCCCACACUUUGAUGAGGAAGCACUGCCAAUUCAGCCACAUGCCAAUAUGAGCAGCAUUGGACAGAUCUGUAACGCGUUUGGGAUUUUUGGUUUGUUUGAGAAAUGGCUAUUGGUGCAUUAUGCAUCCUCAGCAUGUUUGCUGGGUUGACUGGUACUGUAUUAAAAACACAUGCAAGCAAAAGAGAGCUUGCAUGUCUUGUAGAGCACAAUUCCUGCAGGACUCUAGGUACAACUAUGGGUUUAUAAUGAGUGUAACAGUGGCUUUUAUCCCAUAGUAAAAAUAAAGCUUCUUCUCCUUACUUUGAAUAUAUCAUGUUUGUCACCUAAAGCAGACAAAAUUUAUUUUUAAUUCUGCGUUUUUGGCUUCGUAUGUAAUAACUACUUAAAUUCUUUUGAAAGCACAUAAUUCAUUAGAAGUCACAUCCAUAAUGUUUUAUGAAUGUUGUUGUUAUAUUGAUUACUGUAAUGUCCUCCUGACGGGCCUCCCAGCCUGCACAGUGAAACCCUUUCAGAUGAUCCAAUUCACAGUAGGUUUCCACUGAGGUUACAUUACCAUGUCUGCAAAUGAUCGAAAUAAAGUUGUGACUCAGCAUCUAUUAAACUUUUUGAUUUGAUGAAGACUGAGUAAAUGUUUGCUGGAGAUGUGGCAGAGUAUCGUAUUUGACAACCUGGCGAUCAGUACCAGCUCAUAAUUACCAAGAUGAAUUCAAUUAUUUUCUCUCACACUGCACUUUGAGGAGGAAGCACUACUUAUUCAGCCAUACACCAAUAUGAGCAGCUUUGGGCAGAUCCUGAAAGAAGUUGGGGAGUCUGGUUUGUUUCAGAAGGGGUUUUUGGCUGCAUUAUGCAUCCCCAGCUUGUUUGUUGGUUUCAACCUGAUGGUCCAGGUCUUUGCAGAAAUGACCUUCCCACAUCACUGCAACACUGACUGGAUUUUGGAGCAUGGGCCCAACCUGACAGAAGAAAGACAAAGAAAUCUCACCAUUCCAGUGAACAAGGAUGGAAAGUAUGACAGCUGUAAUAUGUUCACACCUGUGGAUCUGGAUUUGGAAACCAUUGAAACAUAUGGGAUUAACAGUACAACUGGAUGUAUACAUGGAUGGGUCUAUGAGGCACCCAUAGGUGCUUCCAGCAUUGUAACAGAGUUUGAUCUUGUCUGUAACAACAGUGGUAUGACUGAGAUAUUGCAGUCCAUCUUCAUGGCAGGGAUUCUGGUUGGAGCAUUGGUGUCUGGGGCAAUUUCCGAUAAGUUCGGUCGACGCACUGCAAUUCUGCUUUCACUUCUUCUACUGCUGGUAUUUGGUGUGGGUGAUGCUUUCUCACCCAACGUCUAUGUUUAUAUGGUUGCCAAAUUCAUCCUUGGUUUUCCAGUUGCCAUUGUAACACAAACAUCUGUGAUGGCGAUAGAGUGGACUGAUCCGUCUAGGAGUGCUCUUUGCACAGUGCUCAUCCUGAUAGUCUUUUCUGUUGGACUGAUGGCGUUGUCUGGCAUUGCAUAUUUAAUCCACAACUGGAGGAUCCUGAAGUUGGUGCUCUUCAGCCCUCUUGUCCUUGUUCUUGGAAUGUUUUACUGGUUUCUCCCAGAGUCAGCUCGCUGGCUUAUGACCCAGGGCAGGAAGGAGGAGGCACAAAAGGAGCUUUGGAGGGCAGCCAGGGUGAAUGGGAGGACGGUCCCAGAAGAUCAGCUGGACAAGCUAGAGAUGGAGGGUACAUCCGAAAAAAGGAACAUGUUGGACAUCUUCCGAAUAUCGUAUUUGAGAAAACGUACCUUCUUAAUGGGCUAUAACUGGUUUGCAACAUGUCUGCUAUACUAUGGACUGAGCCUGAAAGUUGGCAGCUUUGGCCUGAAUAUCUACCUCACACAGUUCAUCUUUGGCAUUGUUGAAAUUCCUGCAAACCUGGGCAGUUGGGCUCUAAUUCAGCACUUUGGAAGGAGAAUAUGUCAAGGGUGCUUCCUGUUCUUUGGAGGUGCUGCUUGCCUCCUGGUCCUUGCAGUCCCAAAUGAUCUUCCAGUGGUGGUAACAACCAUGGCUGUACUGGGGAAAUUUGCUGCUACUGCCUCUUUCAAUACAGCCUAUGUUUACACUCCAGAAUUAUACCCAACCAUUUUAAGGCAAAAUGGUGUCGGUCUAAACUCCAUGUGUGCUCGUGUGGCGGGCAUCCUUGUUCCACUGAUCAGGCUCCUGGAGGUCUACCAUUACACCAUCCCAAUGGUGAUAUAUGGCAUCGUCCCUAUUGCUGCACUGGGUUUCUGUUUGCUACUGCCUGAAACCCUCAAUGUUGAACUUCAAGACCAAAUUGAACUGAAGUGA